AGUCCAGUCUUUUUCUCUGGCUCCUACAUCUCAGCCCAUUUCUAACACUCCACAUUUCUCCACGUCCCUGACAUACUCAUACUUUCUCAUCUUGCCCUUCCUAAUCAUGCCCAGUACGAACCUUAGCAUCUUCAUCUCUAUGACUCUUCUAACUCUGCUUUUUAUCUCUGUGUCAGAUCUACUACCUUUCAACCAAACAAGGAAGGUCUUGCAACUGUCCAACAGAGCUUCCUUUUCAAUCUUGCUACUGUCACACAGCAUCCCUCACUAUCAUCUCCCCAGUUCCACCUUCUUUCCAGGUCUCACUCUCUUCCUGGCGAUGACAAAAACAUGUUCCUCUCUAUGUUUGUCACCCAGUCUGCGACACCACGGUCUAUAAGCUACUGCCUCAGCAAUAUGUGUCCUUUUUCCGUCCCUGCUGAAUCUCUUUCACCAACAGGGGCUGUCAUUCAUUCUCUUCCCAGAAAAUACACCUGUCACUGUCCUGGCAGUUUCCUGGAGGGUUCUUGCUACGCGGUCUCACUCAUUUGGCAGUUGCCAUCCGCCCAGAGCCUAUGUUGGAGAUGGGAAUUGGUCAGAUAAAAGGAAACAUCUGACGCCACAAACCAAGACUUUUCAUUCGAAUAGCACUCACUCACGAGUGCAACUCUUGCGGAUGACAUGGAACAGGAUUGUGAAUCUAGGACAAAACCAUUGAGAUCUUGCUCGACUUCUGACAGAUACAGCAUGAAUCGAGGACAAACAAGACCAGGAACAUCAACAUCGAGAAGUCAGAGUUUCCUUCUGCUUCUAUUCAGCAGUUUAAUUUGUACCAUCGAUGGAUUCACACUGAGAAGCUGCCAUAUUAGCAACAAUGUUGCAAUUUGUAAAGCCUUAAAAUUGAGGGAGGCACCAAGAGACAUUCCUUCCACUGUGACCGGUUAUGACUUGUCGUUGAACAAACUGACGAAGAUAGAAGUAGUCCACUUUAAAAACCUAACUGCUCUGAGACAGUUGGACAUGAACCGCAAUAUUAUUUCACAGAUAGAAAAAGGCUCUUUCACUGACUUGACCUCCCUGGAAAAGUUAAAUCUCAACAAUAACAAGCUCAGACAGCUGGCAGACAUAUUUGAGGGGCUACACAACCUUAAAGAGCUGCGACUCACAAGUAACAGCAUCACGACUGUUUCAGCUACUGCAUUCAAGCCACUGAAGAACUUGGCAUUUUUGGACUUGUCUUUUAACCAACUACAAAACGUUGACAAACUCCAGCUGAUCGUGCAGCACCUGCCAUAUUUACAGAAUCUGGUGAUGAAGAAGAAUAACCUCGCCGUUUUCACCACGGAGAAGCUGACAAACAAGUCUGUAAAUUUCCAGUACCUUGAUUUGUCUCAAAAUCCUUUGCAAGUCUUCAGAAUCACAGCAGAUGUGUUUCCAAAUCUGACCUGGUUGAAUCUUGGAGGGCCGCAAAAGAAGCACAGGAUGGCUUGGGAGGUGCGGAACCAGACGUUUCUUCGUCACGUGACCACCCUCGACAUCGGUGGGCUGCGAAUGACUGUCAGCGAUAUGGAAGAGUUGCGCGAGAGCUUCAAGACCUCACUUGUUACUAUCCGGUUGAACGCAAUGCCAGGUGACCUGCAAGCCUUCAUCAAUAUCUCCUGCUCCAUCCCAACCUUGACUGGACUGCAAAUUCGACGGAACCAACUGACCUCCAUCUCGCCUCAUCAGUUCCAAUCUUGUACGAACAUCACAGAGUUAGAUAUCGCAGAAAACAAAAUUCAGAACAUUGACGAAAACGCCUUCGGGUCCAUCCAGAGGAGUCUCAGCAUAUUGACUCUGAGUCAGAACAAGAUACCCUCUGUUCCAGCAGCUGUGCGGAAGCUACCAAACCUUUCAAAAUUGGAUCUAAGCCAUAACAAAAUCAGUUCACUUCAAUGCCAUGAUUUUGCUAAUCUGACAAAGCUCAGAAUUCUGAGUCUCCAUAAUAAUUCAAUCUCUAAUUUACCAACCUGCACCUUUAGUGGUUUAGACUCGUUGCAGGUUCUGAAGCUACAGUCAAACAAAAUCUCAACGACGAAUGGAGCCUUCAAAAAAAUUUUCCCAAGACUAAGACAACUGCGUUUAGAUUCAAACACCCUGACCGGCAUUAAACCCAAAGAAUUUGAGGGUUUGGUGUCACUGCAAAACUUAUCAUUGCACCAUAAUAAGAUCAAGGACAUUAAAAAUGGCUCUUUCUUUGGACUCACCAAUCUCACAGAUCUUCUGCUCCAGAGUAAUGCCAUUGAAGAAAAGGAACUCAACAGCGGCGCCUUCAACGAUCUGAUCAACGUAAGAAGAUUAGAUUUGAGAGAAAACCACAUUAAAUAUAAGAAUCACAGUGCAAUACCCCACCCUCCAUUUUCAAGGCUGUCGCUCCUGGAGACCCUGGCAAUCCCAGCACAAAGUGGACAUGGGAAAGGAGGUCUACCACGCAACUUUCUUGUCGGGUUAACAAAUCUGUUGGAGUUUUACGCAAAAGAUGACCUACUGAUUUCUCUCCAUGAUGACAUGUUUCAAUACACACCGAGACUGGAACUGCUUGACAUUAGUUCCAACGAGCUCUUUGACAUCUCACCACAACUAUUUUCUCCCAUCAGCAACCUAAGUAGUCUCUAUGUUUCUCGAACAAACCUUCGCUCACUGGACUUUUUUACAGAUGCCAAUCUCACCAAGCUUGUGUUUCUUCAAGGGAGAAAUAACCAGUACUCAGUCAUUCCUAAAGAAGUGAUCGAGUCUCUGCCAUCACUCGAGUACAUGGAUUUACAAGGCAACAGCUUCACUUGUGACUGCGACAACGCAUGGUUCCUCCAGUGGGUGAAAAACAACACUCAAACGCAAGUCCCGAAUGGAUAUAGUUUUGUUUGCAACUACCCAAAAAACCUAAAGGGCAUGAAACUGCUGGACCUGGAUGUUAGCUCUUGCACAGUGGACAUUGAAUUUAUCCUCUAUGUAGUCAAUACAUCAAUCAUCCUCUUGUUCCUGAUGGUAUCCUUCACCUACAAUUUCCUGAGAUGGCAACUGUCCUAUGCCUACCACAUCUUCUUGGCCUUCCUUUAUGACAAGAAGAACAAGCACAGAAAGGCUUCAGAGGAGUACGACGCCUUCAUCUCCUACAACGUCCACGAUGAGGAGUGGGUUAUAAGGGAGGUGCUUCCAAAGUUGGAGGGAGAACAAGGAUGGAAACUGUGUCUGCAUCAUCGAGACUUUCAGCCAGGGAAACCGAUCAUUGACAACAUCACAGAAGCCAUCUACGCCAGCAGGAAGACAAUCUGUGUGAUCAGUCAGAGGUAUCUGGAGAGCGAGUGGUGCUCCAAAGAGCUGCAGGUCGCCAGCUACCGCCUGUUUGACGAGAGCAAGGACGUGUUGAUUCUGGUGUUCCUUGAGGAGAUCCCUGCCGCUCAGCUGUCUCCCUACUACCGCAUGAGGAAGCUGCUGAAGAAAAGGACUUACCUGAGCUGGCCUUAUGCUGGAGAAGGUGCCGGACUCUUCUGGGAGAAACUUCGUCAGGCACUCUCCAGGCCCACGGACAACGUCUGUGAUGAGCAGCUGCGCCUCACUGUAAGAGACAGGCUGCAAGUUUGACUUGAGGGACUGGAUGUGGAGCACUUGCACUUAAGGAAAACAUAAUAAGUAUGUUGAAGUUUCAACUGUUCCACUGCGACCUCUGGUGUUGAAUCAGGACAACUGAUUCUCUCAUCCAUUACUGUGAAGAGUAAAAGCACAAAGUACUCCAGGGCAGAUUUCCAUACACGUGCUAAACUUCAU
Molecule: messenger RNA, 3783 nt
Organism: Synchiropus splendidus (mandarinfish)
Lineage: Eukaryota; Metazoa; Chordata; Actinopteri; Syngnathiformes; Callionymidae
Gene: tlr22
Product: toll-like receptor 22
Exons: 5
Coding region: 661-3600 (979 amino acids)
Biological process (GO): toll-like receptor signaling pathway; immune response; inflammatory response
Cellular component (GO): membrane
Molecular function (GO): protein binding; transmembrane signaling receptor activity
Source: RefSeq, a predicted model, not a curated record